Molecule: messenger RNA, 802 nt
Organism: Prorocentrum cordatum
Lineage: Eukaryota; Dinophyceae; Prorocentrales; Prorocentraceae
Source: the annotation of a GenBank genome assembly
GAGCUGUUGUUCCCGAUAUGUCUCUUGUGGAUCACGCUGAUCAUCCGGGUCAAGCCGCUGAUGACCAUGAUUGUAAUGCCGGAGCACUUCAAGAUGAACGUGGUGACGCUGACGCAGACGUGGACGAACCUUGCCCUGAGGCGCCUGCGCUGCGACGGAGGCCAUGUCGAUCUCCUGCACAAGGAGGCGCUGCAGCAACUGAUCGACAAGGAGCCGGAGAAGCGGAUCGUGCCGACCCAGGAGGUCGCGAAGAGCGUCGGGGCUGAGCUGAUGAACUGGAAGCUCGCGGCGGAGGCGGAGUUGACCGGCAACUUCUUCGGCAUGGGGGUCAUCGAGUCUUGGAGUGACAAGCCUCCGCCUGACCAGACCAUGUCUCUCAAGACAGCAGUGAUUGAGUACCCCAUGAUGUGUCCGAACCUUGAGAACGACGAUCCGCUGUGGGGGGAUAUUUUCAAAUUGCUGCACGCGAAGUAUUCGCCGGACAAUUUUGACAGGUUGCCAGAGUUGCACAACAAGUACGGCGAGUGCAAGAAGGAUUGGUACGCCAUGUUCGUGAAGGCCAACCUCCUCGACAACGACACGCUGCGGGCUGUUCUGGGUGGUGUUCUCCAGGAGCAGACCUCAGAGGUCAAGGACGACCAGCAGGUCACGGCCGCCAUCCCGGAGAGCGACGAGGAGGAGCCAGCCAAGAAGCGCAGGCGCGGCAAGAAACGAUGCCGGCCUGGAGCGAACGACCGCCGGGCUGCGAAGGCACAGAAGGCGCAGGACGACUCACAGAGACAGUCCACGGCUGCGGCCGCCG